Messenger RNA from Petromyzon marinus (sea lamprey), 2658 nucleotides. RefSeq names its product gametocyte-specific factor 1-like. The record is from RefSeq and is a predicted model, not a curated record. NCBI's taxonomy places the organism in Eukaryota, Metazoa, Chordata, Hyperoartia, Petromyzontiformes, Petromyzontidae.
GAGCGACGAGGGAGAGGAAUAAUAAGUGCACGAGGCGCCGCUCUUGCCGAACUUUUUCCGGGCCACGAGGCCUCCCGGCUCCAUCUUAUUUUAGAAUCUCGGUAGGGGAUCAGCCUGGCCAGGCCACGGUGGGUGAGUAACGAGGCUUGCCAGGUGUUGUAGGCGCAGCAGGGUGGGUCUCGUUUCGCACGGAGCCAAACAGAGGAACAUCCUUUGAUGGAAUUGCCCAAACAGGACAAGGCCCCUCGUGAAAGAUGUGAUCCUCACUGAGGCUUUGCUGGGCGUACGUGGACGUAUUUGCAUUUCGGAGCCGGGAGGCUCCUACGGGAGGCUUCUCGUUGCUUCGCUCCUCGCCGGUUGACCGCCCUGGCCAUCAUCCCCCCUCAAAUGUCUGCAGACUGACUUGUUGCCACGAUUGAAGAAGCUGCCAGUCGGCAGAUUAUAAUGGCUGCGUACGCAGCACCUGUCACGGUGGCCUUGGACAAGGAUGAGGUGCUGUCAUGCCCAUUCAACAAAAACCACAAAGUACAUGCUUGUCGUUUUCCGUACCACAUCGUCAAGUGCCGUAAGAACUACCCGAUGCUGGCGAGGGAGAUGGCCACGUGUCCCUUCAAUGCGUGCCACAUCAUGCCGCGGUGCGAGCUGCAGCACCACAUUUCCCGCUGCCCAGAACGCAGCUACGUGGAACGCGAGCUGAGCCACGCCAUGAAACCAUCCAACAGCGGUGUGUCGAUGGUGCUGCCUACGUCACCGUGCCACUCGGCGCAAAUGGAGUGCACAGAGGACUGGGAUAUAGAAAUUGAAUCGUGGACAAGAAAUUCUCGGGAGUUUACGUGGGGAGUUGGUUACAAGGAAAGAGAAAGUGGUGAAAUAAAUUUUAGCAACAUCCCUGCAAACAUGUCACCAUCUAUGAAGAUGCUGUUUAAGAAGCAAUUGGGGGAUGCCAUGGACAGUGAUCACAGCAUGGUGAAUAUCCGCAUCCCGUCUACGCUGCCAGACGUCCUCUCCGAGUGGAUGGAGGACUGUGUUGGUGGCCACCCGAACACGGGUCAAAGGAAGAAGCUGAUCUCACUGGCAGCAAAGUUUGAACAUCUGUCUGACUCAAGUAAACUGCAAAAUACUACGUCUGUGGAUGCCAGAACCAGCAUCAGCUCCCAUGCUGAUCUACGUGUGGGUGACCGCAUAGGCGCGGGUGGCAUGAAGCCACCUCUACAAAUUGCACCGUUCACUCCAACAAACGUUCAGCAGCAGUGAGGCUGCCUAAAGCCGUGAGGGUGCAGCAGGGCAACUCUGAUGUCACAGGGCUGUAAAAGGUCCUUAUUUGACUGGUGUAGAAAACCGCACUUGCAGCCGCAUGUACAAUCAGUCAACCAUACACGCACACCGUCAACAGCGCCUCGUCAAUCUCAAAUACAGACAUCCACGCAGCAAAUCGUAAAGUUGCACAAGAUAAAUCAGAAGGCCAUACAGUCAACCACACCAUUAAUUGUGUAACCACACGCACCGGGUAAUUGUGUUUCUUGGUGAAGUUGCUGUUCUGUUAAACUCCCUCCACAAUUCACAUGCAACCUUUUCUGUAAAUGCAUGAAAAACCCUGUCACAGCACAUAAAGAUAUGUUGCUCAAACAGCAGAACUCCCAUCAUGCCUUGCCCUCAACCUCGUAUGUAUGUUGAACUUAUUUUACACUGUACGUAGCCAACCGUGCAGCUGCAUAUUGUUUAGGCCGCCAACUUGAGAGUAAAAAACAUGUGCCCAAUUAUUUUAGCAUUUUCCCUUCUGUUAGUCUACUGUAUGCUUACAAAGGCACAAAUCCCACCGAGCAUUCUACAUUUACAAAGCUGAUCAAUGCUGUCAGACAGUUUUGUAACAAAAUAAAUGAGCAGACAAUAUCUCCAUGUCAGUAUUUUUUCCAGGGCUGAUUAUCACCUGCUGUAGAUGACUUCCCCUUGUAUAGUGUUGCUGUUGAUAGGAUAAAAAAUAUAAUUCGCUUCAUUGUGGAGAAUGCAAAUAUAAUGAAUGGGAAGACAAUUCGCCUCCCACUCAUAUCUUUACCUUUAUUACAUCAUCGACCACAUGGCCAUUUAGGAGUAUUUUUCAGUACCAUUGGGGUUUAAUGCAAGCACUUUGUGUGAUGGGAUGUGUAGGCUGUUGGGUCACGAGGCCUAUUGCAGUGAUUCUACGAGUUCUCGAAUCACUGUCUACUGCAUGUGUUAUGAAUGUUUCAUUGUGUUCCUGUGCCUCUGAUGUACUGAAAUCUUUACCAGCGGCAGCUGCAGGGCUUGCAACAUCUUCUUUACGACCCUAUUCAUAUCCACGACUUUUCCCAUGAGUCUUUGUGGAAUGGUAUCCUCUUAUCAAUUGAUUCACAGACGAGGAGUCGUGUGGCAAAUGUAACUAAUUUGUGGGUUAUCUGCAAUUGUUUUAUGCGCAGUGAUUAAAGCAGUUAAAUGGGCAGCAUUGCUUAGAUCGAACUGCACAAGACAACACCCAAAGACAUACAAGGAGACGCAGAACAAUAUGGCCAUCCAAUGCAGUUUCCACUGAAGCGCAAUUCCUAUUACGCAGAAUAUAUUUGUGGAUAAGUGGAGUUACGCAGUAAAUUCUGUUAACUGCAGUUAUCCGUCUUUCUAGUCCACAGAUAGUAAAAUUGUGGAUAA